Molecule: messenger RNA, 2355 nt
Organism: Dalotia coriaria
Lineage: Eukaryota; Metazoa; Arthropoda; Insecta; Coleoptera; Staphylinidae
Gene: Rs1
Product: Dead-box helicase Rs1
Exons: 3
Coding region: 109-2316 (735 amino acids)
Molecular function (GO): nucleic acid binding; RNA helicase activity; ATP binding
Source: RefSeq, a predicted model, not a curated record
GUUGCCUACAUUGGUACUACACGUGUUGUUCAAAAGUUUUUGCAAGGUUAAUAAAUAGUAAACGAUGAAAGCGAUAAAAAAUAUAAAACUGAAGAGAAACCCGAAAAAAUGCCGGGACUAGUCGACAUUAAAACCAUAGACGACGAAGAUGAAGUAGAGUGUUUUUCCGAAGAUUCUGACGUGGAGGAAGAAUACCAACCAACGAAACAGAAAAACAAGAAGAAAGUUGAUUUUGACACCGAUUUUAAUUUUGUUGGCUCCACAGAAGAAUACAACAAAGAUGUUUGGAAUGAUCUCUCCAAGUAUGUUAAAAGAAAAGCCAAGUCCAAAACUGAUGACAAAAUCAAAAAAGCGCGUAAAACACUACAAGACCAAGCCCAAAACUCUGAUGAAGAGAAAGAAGACAUAAAAGAAGAUAAUCAAUCAGAUGUAUCACUCUCAGAUGAUGAGUUAAAGUAUGACAAUAUAAAAAUCAAAGAAAAAAAGAAAAAGAAGAAGAAAACUGUGGAGGAAGAGGAGUUUUUUGAGGAAGGUGAGAUUGCCAAUACUGAAAUUGGUAGUUUCUAUGAAAUGAACUUGUCUAGACCAUUGAUGAAAGCCAUUGGUGAGAUGAAAUUUGUUCAUCCAACACCUAUACAAGCCUCAACAAUUCCUGUUGCCCUCCUGGGCAGAGAUAUUUGUGGAUGUGCAGCUACAGGCACAGGUAAAACAGCUGCAUACAUGCUUCCAACACUUGAGAGAUUGUUAUUUAGACCAGCAGACAAUGCAAUCACCAGAGUUUUAGUGCUUGUACCAACUAGGGAACUUGGUGUGCAAGUAUAUCAAGUUUCCAAACAACUGACACAGUUCACUGAUGUUGAAAUUGGUUUGGCUGUGGGUGGUUUAGACUUGAAAACUCAAGAAAACAUUUUAAGGAAGAAUCCGGACAUUGUUAUUGCCACACCAGGUCGACUUAUUGAUCAUUUAAAAAGUACACCUUCAUUCUCAUUAGAUUCUAUUGAAGUUUUGAUUCUGGAUGAAGCUGAUAGAAUGUUGGAUGAGUACUUUGCUGAGCAAAUGAAGGAAAUUAUCAAACAAUGUUCCAGAACUAGGCAGACAAUGUUGUUCUCUGCAACAAUGACUGAUGAAGUUAAUGAUUUGGCUGCUGUGUCACUUAAUAAACCGGUAAAACUAUUUGCAAAUAGUAAUCGUGAGGUAGCGUUCAAUCUACGCCAGGAAUUCAUCCGUAUUCGAGCUGAGGAUGAUCGUGAAGCCAUUUUGGCUUCGCUUGUAUGUCGUACAUUCAGAGCGCAUUGCAUUGUAUUCGUUCAGACCAAGAAGCAGGCGCAUAAAUUACACAUUAUGUUGGGAUUGUUUGGUGUGCGUGUUGUUGAGUUGCACGGGAAUUUAACUCAACCACAGCGGUUGGAGUCAUUGGCAAAGUUUAAGAAGGAAGAGGCUGAUGUACUUGUUGCGACUGAUGUCGCCGCUAGAGGUUUGGAUAUUUCUGGCGUGCAAACUGUUAUUAAUUUUGUGAUGCCUGCCACAAUUGAGCAUUAUAUUCACCGAGUGGGUAGGACGGCGCGUGCUGGACGUGCGGGUGUAUCGGUUUCGUUGGCUGGGGAGACCGAGAGGAAGAUUGUGAAGGAAAUUAUUAAGAAAGCGGCGAAUCCGGUGAAGUCAAGAUUAAUUCCACCGGAGAUUGUGGAGAAGUACAAAACUAAGCUGGAAAAGAUGGAGCCGGAAAUUGAAAAUAUUCUCAGGGAGGAAUAUGAGGAACGUUUGUUGAGUAAAACGGAGAAUCAAGCGAAUCGUGCACAAAAAUUACUUGCAGGUGAUCUUGACAAUAAGCGUCCGUGGUUCCAAUCCAAGAAAGAACGCAAAGACGAGCAAGAUAGACUUGCGUUAAAUCCGAAAACUGGCGACAAACCUGACAAGACUGCAAAGAAAAAGCCGGAGAAAGGAAAGAAGGCGAAGAAAUCUGACACGGACACGGAAUUAGCUAAAGUUGCGUUGGUUCAAGCGCGAUUAGCAAAGAGGAAAACCAAACAAAAAAAGAUCAACACUUGUUAUGACGCUGCCACUCCUACAGCGAUGAAAACAAAGAACAAGAAGUCCAGUUUUGAUAUGGAGCUAACCGACACAUCUGCAAAGGGCGCUAAAAAGUUGAGGUAUAACGCUCACGCCGCAAUGAAGCAAAAUGAUAAGAAUGGUAAAGGCGGAAAAGGAUUUAAGGGUAGCAAGGCCGGUAAAGGGGGUGGUAAGCCAGGUGCGAAGGGCGGUAACAAAGGAAAAGGGAAAGCGUUUGGUAAGCCAAUGGCGAAGAAACAACGUUGAAUUAAAUCAAUUUUAAUAAACAUUCUUGUUAAUACAUAA